Molecule: messenger RNA, 1293 nt
Organism: Stegastes partitus (bicolor damselfish)
Lineage: Eukaryota; Metazoa; Chordata; Actinopteri; Pomacentridae
Gene: mpv17
Product: mitochondrial inner membrane protein MPV17
Exons: 8
Coding region: 114-647 (177 amino acids)
Biological process (GO): regulation of mitochondrial DNA metabolic process
Cellular component (GO): mitochondrion; cytoplasm; membrane
Molecular function (GO): channel activity
Source: RefSeq, a predicted model, not a curated record
AACUGGAGCCGGGCUCAUUCACAGGAAUGUACACAUUUUAUUUACAUUGACUGCAGUGGUCAGUGAAUUAACGGACAUUGAAUGCAACACGUUGAGCAGUAAAGGAAGGCAGAAUGGCAGGUCUGUGGAGAUCCUACCAGGCCUUGAUGAGCAAAUACCCCUGGACGGUGCAGAUAGUGACCGCUGGAUCUCUAGUGGGAGUCGGUGAUGUCCUCUCCCAGCAGCUGAUUGAGAGGAGGGGGUUGGCUCAUCACAACGUGCAACGGACGGCUAAGAUGAUGAGCAUUGGGUUCUUUUUCGUGGGUCCAGUCAUCGGCAGCUGGUACAAAGUUUUGGACAGGCUGGUGGUUGGAGGAACAAAAAGUGCUGCUAUGAAGAAGAUGCUGGUUGACCAGGUGUGUUUCGCUCCGUGCUUCCUGGGAGCUUUCCUCUGCAUCUCUGGUGCUCUGAACGGACUGACGGUGGACCAGAACAUCGCCAAGCUCAAGAGGGACUACACAGAUGCACUGAUCUCUAAUUACUAUCUUUGGCCUCCAGUCCAAAUUGCCAACUUCUACUUCAUUCCCCUCCACCACAGGCUGGCCGUCGUCCAGGUCGUUGCUGUUGCUUGGAACUCCUACCUGACCUGGAAGGCCAAUAAGAUGUGAAGGAUGAUCACAAGUCCGGACUGUGCUGUUGUUGCUGAUGAUGAAGAAUUUACACUCAUUUGUAGUGCUUGUGUGUGUGACAUGGACCUAACUUACUUGAGGCCACUUAGUCUUGUGGUAUUUCCAAUGUGUAAAGCUGUGACUGAGUCACACGUAAAGGUCGGGAGAAAGCGCUUGUCUGCUCUGAAUGACAAAUUCACACUUGAAAGUCAAACUUGCAUUUGCAGAAAUGUCUGUGAAAGUUUGUUAUUUAUGGAAAUGGGAUUUGGCAGUGGUGCUGACACACACACACACACACACACACACACACACACACACACACACACAGAGAUACAUUAACACCUACUGGUUGCAAAUGAAACUUCGAUUACAUGUUUACCGUAUUGAAAUGAUUGUGGAGGAGGUCAGAGGUUAUCAUGUUCUGUCUUAUAAUGAAGAAAAAUUCUCCUCAUUCACUGCUUUAGUCUGAUUUUAACUGAAAUGUUUGUUUUCUUUACUUUCUCCUCACCUGAAUCACCGAAAUACUUUGACUUUAGUUAGUUUUCUGCAUUUGACAAUCCUCAGGAAAGGCUUUUUGUAAUGGUACUGUGAAAAUUGUCUUGGUCAUGAAACUUACAGUCUUUACCUAUAUUAUACCAUUUAUUUU